This is a messenger RNA of Phialemonium atrogriseum, 1588 nucleotides long. RefSeq lists its product as uncharacterized. The record is from RefSeq and is a predicted model, not a curated record. Gene Ontology annotation, molecular function: hydrolase activity, acting on carbon-nitrogen (but not peptide) bonds, in linear amides. Bases 450 to 1469 code for a protein of 339 amino acids. NCBI's taxonomy places the organism in Eukaryota, Fungi, Ascomycota, Sordariomycetes, Cephalothecales, Cephalothecaceae. The transcript has a single exon.
UGAAUAUUCAUUGAGACAAACGUCUUUUUGGCUCAGCUAUCCCAACAGAACGGGCGCAGAACGUGCCAUAAGAAUGCCAACUUUUUCAAGAUGUCCGCGAAUUUUGGUGUUGCUUUUUUAUCCCGGUUUGGCCACCAAAAAAAUCAGAAUUACUUUAUCGGCCUGUCCACCUCAACAGGCCAAGGUUUGCGGCCAUCUUCCCGUCUUCACCUUACCUGACCGCUUUUUAUGGGGCGAAAGAAAUAGUAGGAAGUAGAAUCGAUUUACCAAGUACGCCGUGAGGUAUAAGCCGAGGAUCAAAAGAGGGGUUUAACUACCUAGAUGGGGAGGAACUGUCUUAAAAGACUUGGCUCGGCGCCUCUGCAAUAUUUAGCAUGUUGUCGGGAAACUGAAACUGGGCUGACUCUUUCCCCCCAAAAGACAAAACCCAGGGCGACAGACACACAAGGAUGGCCCACUCGUUCCACGUCAAGCUCGGCCAGAGCCACCUGAAAUGGUCGCAGACGGUCCCGCCGAUCCUGACGGUCACCUCGGGAUCGGAGGUGGAGUUCGACCUCCUCGACGGCAGCCACAACAUGUUCCGGCCCGACAACGCCGCCACGGCGCUCGCCGACUUCGACUCUAGCAUGGCGAACCCGGCGACGGGGCCGAUCUACGUCGAGGGCGCCGAGCCCGGCGACGUGCUGAAGGUUGAGUUCCUGGACCUCGUGCCGGGCCCGUACGGCUGGACGGCCAUCAUCCCGGGCCUCGGCCUGCUCUCGGACGAGUUCACGGAGCCGCACCUCAAGAUCUGGGACCUGUCCGACGCGGCGCUGUUGGGCGUCCCGGGCAGUCCCGCGGCGGCGGGCGGUAGGCGGGCGGUCUUCAAGCCGGGCAUCUCGAUCCCCGUGCGGCCGUUCCUGGGCCUCGUGGGGGUGGCGCCCGCCGUGCCGGGCGAGCUGUCGCUCAUACCGCCGUACGCCGGCUCGGGCGGCAACGUCGACUGCCGCGACCUCAGCGCCGUCGGUAGCACCCUGUACCUGCCCGUCAACGUGCCGGGGGCCCUGUUCAGCUGCGGCGACGGCCACGCCGCCCAGGGCGACGGCGAGGUGUGCGGCACCGCGCUGGAGACGCCCAUGCGCGCCCGCCUGCGCCUGACGGUCGAGAAGGCGGCCGCUCGGGCGGCCAAGGGCUGGGCGCUGGCCUGCCCGCACUACGUCGCACCGCCGAGGGGCCGCGCCGGCAUCGAGGCCGACGUCGCCGCCGACAGGGGGGAGUACGCGGCGCUGGGCAUCCACGAGGACCUCCGGGAGGCGACUCGCAUGGCGCUGAGGGGCGCCAUCGACUGGCUCGUGGCGGAGAAGGGGCUGACUCGCCUCGAGGCGUACAUGCUCGCCUCGGUGGCGGGGAACUUGAGGAUGUCUGCCGUGGUGGAUAUGCCCAACUAUGCUAUUUCCUGCGCUAUCCCUCUUGGUAUUUUUACCGAAUAGCGUCUUUGUGGGAAGAUCACUUUUGUUUAUAGUUCCUAUUCGUCUCCUCCUUCAUGCAUAGCAUUGUCAGGUAUAUAUUUACGUACGGCCUCAUCAUUUGCUAAAACACUCUGGCCAGG